AAGGAAAAAAUCCCUGAAACAAAGAAGAGCAGGUUGGAGAGGAUUGAAGAAGAUUUGGGAAGAGCAAGGGCGGCGAUACGCAGAGCGGUUCGAAUGCAAAACUAUACGUCGGACAGGGAAGAGAGUUUCAUCCCAAGAGGAGCAGUUUACAGAAAUCCUCAUGCAUUUCAUCAGAGUCACAUAGAGAUGGUGAAGAGAUUUAAGGUGUGGGCGUACAGGGAAGGGGAGCAGCCGCUGUUCCACGACGGGCCGAUGAAGCACAUAUACGCCAUAGAAGGGCAGUUCAUGGACGAGCUGGAGAGCAGGAAGAGCCAUUUCGCGGCGGCCCAUCCCGACGACGCCCACUCCUUCUUCCUCCCCGUCAGCGUCGCCUACAUCGUGGAGUACAUCUACCUCCCCAUCACCACCUACUCCCGCGAACGCCUCCAGCGCAUCGUCGUCGACUACAUCACCCUCUUGUCCCACAAGCAUCCCUACUGGAACUCCAGCUCCGGCUCCGAUCACUUCAUGGUCUCCUGCCAUGACUGGGCACCACAAGUUUCACAUGAAAAGCCAGAGAUCUUCAACAAUUUCAUCAGAGUUCUUUGCAAUGCAAACACCUCAGAAAAGUUUGAGCCCAAAAGGGACGUCUCCAUGCCGGAGAUCAACUUGCCGCCGGGAAAGCUCGGCCCGCCGCGUCUGGCCCACGGCCCAGACAACAGGCCCAUCUUCGCCUUCUUCGCCGGCGGGGCCCAUGGAGACAUACGAAAGAUCUUGCUCCACCAUUGGAAGGACAAGGACGAGGAGGUCCAAGUGCACGAGUAUCUCCCUAAGGGCCAGAAUUACACUGAGCUAAUGGCUCAGGCCAAGUUUUGUCUGUGCCCUAGCGGCUUCGAGGUGGCGAGUCCAAGAGUAGCGGAAGCAAUUUACGCGGGCUGCGUGCCCGUGCUAAUUUCCGAUCACUAUGCCUUGCCGUUCGCUGACGUUCUCGACUGGAGCAAGUUCUCCAUUCAGAUUCCGGUGAGAAAGAUACCGGAGAUCAAGACGAUUCUGAAAACGGUGUCGUAUGAGGAGUACUUGAGAAUGCAGGAGAUGGUGAUCAGAGUGCAGAGGCAUUUUGAGGUGAACCGACCGGCCAAACCGUUCGAUGUAUUUCACAUGAUUCUUCACUCGGUGUGGCUACGGAGGCUUAAUAUUAAGCUACCAUACUGA
Malania oleifera is the source of this 1191-nucleotide messenger RNA. RefSeq names its product probable glycosyltransferase At5g20260. The transcript has 4 exons. Lineage: Eukaryota; Viridiplantae; Streptophyta; Magnoliopsida; Santalales; Ximeniaceae. Gene Ontology annotation, molecular function: glycosyltransferase activity. The record is from RefSeq and is a predicted model, not a curated record. Bases 94 to 1191 code for a protein of 365 amino acids.